CGAAUAUUCGCAUAAUGUGAUGAUAGAUAAUAGAUAUUCUAACAAUGUACUUGAUAGAAAAUAAGAAAAACUAUCAAGUAUUUGAAGAAAUCAAGAGAUGAAUAUCAAUACGUAACAGAUAAUUUUUACAGUAAAAUGUCGGCAAAAAUUCGGUCACUUACUAAAAUUGUAAGGGGCAUGGAUGUUGAAGAUAGAAUAGAGUCUCUCUAGGGGGCAGAAGGUAUCAAACAAGUGAUGACUUCCCGCGCACACAUCUUGCUUAUUUUCUGUGUUCUAUAUUUUGUAUAGUGCUCAUUUGACUUGAGGAUUGUUUACAAUCAUUCUAAAGAAUCGAAAGUACAAUAAUUAAUUUUUGUUAUUACAAUCUGAAAGUAAUUUAUAUGUAGAUAAAUAAGUGAUAAAGUGAUAAAAGUAAAUGUAGGCGUCCCUUCAGAUGUGGGUCUGUUUAUGCUUAUUUGCAUAUAACGCGUAUGACAAGAUUUUGGUGAGCCACUUGUUGCGUGUAGGUUAUGAUGUCAUAAACAAUAGAAAUGUUGUCAAAAAUAUUAUAGUAAACGUGAAAAAUGCAAGACCGAAUAGGGAUGGAGGCUCCUGGAAUGAGUCUCUUUCAAGGCUCUGGGAGUAUUCAGAUAAAUGCUGCAUCUCAUGGACUAGAAGAAGAUGAGGAGCAACAAGACUUUCAACGUCGUAACAAAGAACUCAAAGUUAUGUUGCUUGAUGCUUUCGAUGAUUUGGACGAAGAAGAUGAUGGAAGUAGCUCCGUAAAUAGUAGUAACUUUCAGGACGCGUCCAGAGAUGCAGACCAUAAUGUUAGCAGUAGCAUAGUAGUAAAUGAUAGUUCAAUUCAACCAAUUACUUCUGACAAGGGACCAACAUAUCAAAAUGAUGUUUCUACAUUAGAUGGGAAUAUUAACUAUGCAAUGAGCACUCCAUUUCCUCGAUCUGAUGACAAAAGAGGAUCUCCUAUAUCUGACAUAAAUAAACAAUUUGAUAUUUAUAAUCAAAUAGGAACACCACUCAAUAGUCACAGAGAUAAUAGUAUUUUGAACUCCACUUCAAAAAGUUCUUACGAAUUACCAAGGCCACCGAAUCUUCAAAAUCCAAUGACAUUUCCGAAUGAUUUAAGAGCACAAAUUAAUGAAGGGUAUACUUUAUUAGAAAAUAUUCCUUAUAAUUCUAAUUACCAUACUCCGGCCAAUCAUUAUGACGUUCAAAAUGCAAAAUUUUCUAACAAUGGAUAUAUUGAAACAUAUGAUAAUAACAUAUCUCAAAAAAAUACUAACGACAUUCAUGAGAUAGAUAAUGAUACAACUUCUGAUCAUUACAAUCAUUGCUAUCAAACAAGUCCAAACGGAAGACCCAUAGUAAAUGAUUCUGUCAAUGCUUAUAAAACCGCUGAAUAUAAUAGCAAAGAGCAAUUGGAAGUGCUCUAUGCUGUAAGGGUAAAAGAAAUUGAACGUUUACGAGGAGAAUUACAACAGUUACAAAUAGCAAAGGAAGAAGAAAAGAAUGAACUUUCAAGAAAAUUAGUAUUAGCUCAAGCAGAAGCACAACGUUCUGAUGCAUCAAGAAAUAAAGCGCGAGAUGCACUUAUCGAUGCUAAAGCAGAAAUUAUACAAUUGCAGACUCAAGCGGAGUCGUUUAAAGAAAAAGUUGCAGUUUUGGAAAAAACCAAUAAAAACAUGAGUGAAGAGCUAUCUGUAGCAAAAGAGUCUGUUAUAGAUCUGCAACAAAAAAUAGCUGUAUUGGAAAGAGUACAAAGCUUACAAGCAAAUGAUAAAACUCAUGAAAAGUUUAUUAAACAAGUACAAGAAAAGCAUGCAGUAGAAAUGAAAAAUAUGCAAACGCAAAUUGAUGUACUUACGGCAAAACUUAACGAAAAAGAAUCUAUGUACAAUUCUUUGGAAAAUAAAUUAGCAGAAGUUCGUAGAGCUCAUGAAGCUUUAAUAGUUGAAAAGGGCGAAUCGAUGAAUCAAUUAGCUAAAGCACUAGAAAACAGUCAAAAUCAAUGUAGAGAUCUUAUGGCUACAAAUAAUGCUCAAGAAAUAAUGCAAUUAAAAAAUCGAGUUAAAAUACUGACUCAAAAUAAUGAAGAAUUAUCGCAAACAAUUCAAGAAUUACAACAUAAAUUGGAUGUUGCCAAAUCUGAUGUCUUGCCAUACGAUUCAUUAUUGACGACAGCUAUAGAUGAGGAAUCUGAUUCCAUCAGACAAUUAAAGCUUGGUGAAUUUCACAGUAAAUCGAAAGAUAAAUCAAAUGAUGAUAUCAUGAGCACAUUACGUGUAGAAUUACAAAGAUGUGUUGCAGGUAAUGCAAUAAAACGUAAAGAAAUAUCACGAUUAGAAAAUACUCUUGCGCAAAAAGAUGAAGAACUUAAGAAAGCAUACGCUGCGGCUGAAACGUGUCAACAAGAAGCAGCAAAAUAUGCAAAACGUGUAAAUGAAUUAGAAGAAGAGCUAAAUAAUUUUGUAACAGAGCAUUCAGUAAAAGCUACUUCACAAAUACAAAAAUUAACCGAACAUUUAAUGGAAGUGAGGGAACAAAAUUCUUAUCUUAUGACGGAAAAACAAAAAUUACAAGAAAAAUUAGAAGAAACUCUUGCAAGUCAAGAAGAAACAAUUAAAAAAUUCCAUCAAGAAACUAUGGCUCAAUAUGAAAAACAAAAUAUUGAUGAAUAUAAUAAACAAUAUCUAGAAAUUCAUAACAAAGCUAUUGAAAGAGCUAGAAAAGAAGCACAACUUGAAAUGGUGCAAUUACAAGUGCAAUUAGAACAAACACAAAAAGAGCUUGAUCGCGUUAAACAAUUAUAUAUACAAGUUUGUGGCACGAAAGAACAAUUAAUCGAUGAUCAUAAAAAUGAAAUAAAAACAUUAAAAGAAAAAUAUACAUCAUUCGAAAUACAAAAGAAUGAAAUUGAUCAUAUAAAGUCAAAUUUAGAAGUUCAAUUGAAAAUAAAUAAAAGAUUGACACAGGAAUGUGAGUCUUUAAAAAAGAAAAAUAUUGAAUUAGAAAAAGAUUUAAGUUAUGAACGUCGAAAAAAAUUGGAAAAUACAAGAAAAAUACAUCAAGAAAUUGAACGAGCUAAAGAAGAAGCUCUAACUGAAUUACGUAAUGCUCAUCCUGAUCAUCAAAUUAGUAUUUUACUUCCUGAUUAUUGUUCUGAACAUUCAGACAAAAUAGCACAACUUGAAAAUGAUUGCAAACGUUUAGAAGAAAAGUUAUCUUGCGCACUUGAAGAACAGAAGAAAAUGGCUGAUCUACAACAUGAAGAUUUAGAGGCAAAAAUAAAAAUCGCUCAAAUGGAAAUUACAUAUGAAACAUUGAAGAAAAAAUAUACUAAUCUUUUAAAUGAAAAAGAAGAUUUAUUAGAUAAGAUAUCUAAAUUACAGCAAGAAAUGGCUGAUUUCAAAAACAGUCAGAAAACUGAUGAUGUACAUGUUUCAUUAAAAAUAAGUGACUUGGAAAGUGAUAAAUUGAAAAAUUUAUGUGAGAAUUUGUUCAAAGAAAAGAUUACAUAUCAAUCGAAAAUUAUUGAUUUGGAGAGUAAACUUAUCGAAUAUAAAAACAAAAUUGCAAAAUUUGAAAGCAAUAAGAGUAAAUCUAAUGAAAGUUUAUCCACUACCCGUACUGAAUUAGAACAAGAACUUUGUCAAUACAAAGAACUUGUAAAAAAAUUAAAUGACCAGUUAAAUAGUCCUAAAGAUUUUAGAAAAGACGAAGAACGAUUAAAACAAUUAGAAUUAGAGUUAAAAGAAAAAGAAGUGCAAUUACAACGCCUUGAAGAUUUAGAGAAGAUAAAAGGAGAAAGGGAUCAAUUAAUUACGAAAUUAAAAAAUCAAGCACAACAAUUUGAAGAGUAUGUUAAAAAUCAGAAACAAGUUUCUGCUGAAUUAAAUUUAUCACCAAGAAAUACCGUUGACACAAAUGAACUUCAAAAACUUCGUGAGCUAUCAAUCAAAGAAGUUAGAGAAGAGAUGGAGCAAAAAGUUGCGGAAGAGUUACGAGGAAUAGAAGAUCAACAUAAAGAAAAACGAAAAGCCAUUGAAGAUAAGUAUAGAAGUGCUCUUACAGAGUUAAACAAUCGUUAUGCAGAUAAAACUAAAGAAUUAGAAGCAAUGAGAGAAAUGAUGAUGACUGAAAAAAAGAAACUUCAAUCGUCAUUUAAAGCUCAAGAGCAAAUAGUUACACAAAUGAUUGAAGUAAAAAUUCGAGAGUACAAACAAGAAUUGCUAUCACGUAAAUUAACGACAGAAAAAUUACAAGCAGAACUUCAACAAAAAGAACGUGAUGUUGAGGAAGUUAAGAACGCAAUGGCUCAAGUUAUGUCUGAAUGGGUAGCGGAAAUCCAAGCUGCUAAAGAAGCUGAGACGAGGCUGCAACAAGAAGUAAAUAAGUUAGAAGAAACUGCAAAAGCAUGGAAAGAAGAAGAAAAAGAAUUGAAGAAUUCUUUAGAUACUUAUAAACGUAAAUACCAGUCGGCAAAACUAAGUAUUCAAAAAUAUAAGAAAUAUGCAGAAGAAAAAGAAAACUUUUUAAUGAGUGAAUGCAAGCGUAUUGAAGAUGGAUAUAAAAAGGCCAUAAGUCAAGUACAACAAAAUUUUGAUGAAAUAGUUAGUACUCAAGAGAAACAGAUGGAAGAAAAGUUGAAGGAGUUAGAGAGUCAAUACGAGGAAAAGUUGCAACAAUUGCGACGUAACAUGAAGUACAAAGAUAAACAUUGAGGUAUACAUAAUUAAUAUAGAUUUGCAAUAUAGAUCGUUUCGAGUAUAUGCCUUUUUUUCGUUUUUUUUUUGUCUUAGAAGAGGCUAGUUAUAAUUUAAGUAAAGCACUUUAUUGUACAACAUAUUAUCAAAAUAUUAAUUUAGAGAAUAGUAUAAAAAAUUUCAAAUACUCUCUGCAAUUAAAAAUUUUGUUAUUAUAAGAAGGAUUUUAAAUCAAAUUUGUAAUUUAAUUUGUAUAUAAUGCAUAGAUAGUUUAAAUGCCUUAAAGAUUUUUUAAUAUUCAUAAAAGUUUUUUUUCUUUAUUAUUAUAAUUUUUUAUUUACUACUAGUUGAGUGGCAAAAUUGAAAAUGUAUAUUUUUCAUGACCACGAUCAUCGAUUAAACCAUACAUAAAUCAAUCGAUUCUUGCCAAAUUUAGAGUUUUACUAUUUUCUAAUUAUUACUUGUAAACAUGACAUUAAGAAUAAUUUGUUUUUAAAAUUGAUUUUUAAACUAUAAUAUGACAAUGUACAGUAUUGUGUGUCGCCGUAGAUAAUUGUUAAACAAUUAUGAAUCUCUACAGUUUUUUAUUAUUUUUCUUUUUAAUUAAGUUUAAUUUCAGAAAACAAAGUAUACAUAUGGGACAUUUAUCAUAAAUAUAAUUUCAAAAUUUUAUAAAUUGUAUAAAGAUAACAUUAAUACUUUCUAUUCUCUAAUUGUAAUUCUAGUACAAUGUGCGAAUUAAAGCAGCCAUACGGUAAAAAUAUCAUAAUAUAUAUUACAUGCGGGACUGAUAGAUUACAUAAAAAUAUUUACAUGUCAUAUUUCAAAUAUAUUUUUUUUCAAAUUCAUCAACAACAUUGUAUGUUGGUUCUAGUAUAAUCAUCAUAUAAUGAUAAUUAUUAAUCUUAUAAACAUAGGGAAUCUUCACGAAAUAGAGAGUAUUAUUAAUAUUAAUU
Messenger RNA from Chelonus insularis, 5659 nucleotides. RefSeq names its product putative leucine-rich repeat-containing protein DDB_G0290503. Gene Ontology annotation, cellular component: centrosome. The record is from RefSeq and is a predicted model, not a curated record. The coding region runs from base 564 to 4721 and encodes 1385 amino acids. Gene Ontology annotation, biological process: centriole replication. The transcript is spliced from 5 exons. Lineage: Eukaryota; Metazoa; Arthropoda; Insecta; Hymenoptera; Braconidae.